AUGAAGUCGUUUACUGCCACGCUGUCUCCCCUCUUGGCGCUCUCUUCAGCAACCCUGUCCGCUGCGUACGAUCAUGCCCAAUUGAAUGGUAUGACCGUCUUCGGAUAUCAAGCCUGGUAUCCAACUUGGGACCCCAACCACCAGCCGCAGGACCAAGUUCACAGCAACGACUUCAAAUGGUUCAACCCUGCGCAAGGAACACCGGGGCCACCCAACCCUCCGAACAGUCAAGUCCUGACUGACACUCUUCCUUACGUCGAGGACUACCCAAGCGAGUGUUGGGAGACGACAAACUUCAUUCUCGCGAACGGAUCGCAUGCUCAAUUCUUCAACAGCUACUGCACCGCAGUAAUUGAGAAGCACUUUCAGUAUAUGGUGCAGUACGGCAUCGAUGGCGUCUUCGUCCAACGAUUCUUCGAUGCCGCCACACCUUCGAACGACUACUACAACGCUACUCUACAGGCACUCCAAACUAUUCAACAAAUGGCAGAGAAGUACAACAAAUACUUUGCCGUCGAGUACGAUCUCAGCGGCAAGACGGAUGCCUGGGGACCUGACCAAUAUCUCACCAUCUUGCAAAACGACUACAACAAUGUUGUGAAGCCGCUGUUCUCGAGCAAGAGCUACAUUUACAACGGAACCCGUCCCGUCGUCGAAAUUUGGGGCGUUGCAAUCAACAACGGCACCGGUCCCAACGGCUCCAAAUUCAAAGACAUCAUCAACCGCUUCCAAGAAGCCCCUGAGAACCCAUUCAUGGUCGCAGGCGUGCCGCACAACUGGCUCGACUACAAGACCCGAGACCCCAACGGGUAUUGGCCAGCCUUCCAGCAAGCCGACUGCAUCCAGCCCUGGCCUGUCGGCGCCUUCUCAACGAUCUCAGACUUCCAGUGGUCUGUCCAGCACGAGCUGCUCCCUGGAAAGGCCCAGACCGAUUCGUGGGGCAUCAAAUUUGGGGGUGCAUUCACCCCUGGUGGAUCGAAUCGCAAUGCGAACACCAAUGCGACGUAUCAACCGCCGCUUGGAAGCCGCUUCAAUGGAACGUUUUACGAGGAGCAGUUGAAGUCAUUCUCCAAUGGCACCGUCAAGGCGUGGUUCAACUUUGGGGCCAUGUUUGAUGAGUACACUGAGGGUAAGCCUGCCAUCCAGCCCCCUUCCUUCAAGAACCUCCCGACGAAUCCAAAUCCAGGUUUCUUGGGUAGCGAUGAUGACAAGAGUCCUUUCUACUACAUGCAGUUGUCUGGCCAGUAUACCACUGAGAAUCAUCAACUUUGGGGCCAACAGCCACUUUAG
Molecule: messenger RNA, 1290 nt
Organism: Zasmidium cellare ATCC 36951
Lineage: Eukaryota; Fungi; Ascomycota; Dothideomycetes; Mycosphaerellales; Mycosphaerellaceae
Exons: 4
Coding region: 1-1290 (429 amino acids)
Source: RefSeq, a predicted model, not a curated record